Seminavis robusta is the source of this 2973-nucleotide messenger RNA. Lineage: Eukaryota; Bacillariophyta; Bacillariophyceae; Naviculales; Naviculaceae. The record is from the annotation of a GenBank genome assembly.
AUGGUGAUGGAAGAGAGCAAUCCUUAUGAACGGAUUGAAGUCCGCGACGAUGGAUUCCUCUGGCUGGUGAAUUACACAGAAGAAGAUGGCGGGGAAGAAGAACAUCAGCAACCAUUGGUCCUUCAUGCGGUUGCCAGCUUGCUUCGACAGUUGAAAGAACCGUGGCAUGACAGCGUUCAGUUCACCACCACGGAUCCCGAAGCAGAAGAAGAAGAAGAGGAAGAAGAGAAUCCUCCAGAAGAAGAAGAAGAAGAAUUGGAUGACGAAGAAAAGGAAAAAGGAGCAAACGAGGAGGAACCAAAAGAAAAAGACACUGCCGAUGAUGACAAGGAUGAUGACGGCGAGAAUGAUGAUGAGUGGGCACACUUGGAACGCACACUCAAUUUGCGAGACCGGAUCAUGAGGGCUCUAGAACAUGUCCGGUUGUACAAACAUGACAACAGAAAAGGCAAGAAAAGCAACGGAUUGGCCAGAAUUGAAUCCAAAGUCAUUGCCUUGCAUCAUCAACGGGAGAGGCUCAUGCAGCAAAAACAACAGCAACAGCAGCAGCAAGAUAGGGACAAAGCAACAAAUGAUGCUGACAAAAAGUUGGAAACGACUGAUGCUGACAAGACCACACAAGGAGAAACAGAAGCUGGUUUUCAAGUGGUUCCUGGAAAAUCAGGCAUUAAGAAAGACAAUAAUCAGCAAGACGAUGAUGCUUCCGAGUCCAGUGCUUCGCAAGCGUCUCUUCACCCACAUGUCAGAACAGUCAGAACUAUCAAUUCCAUAAGAGCAUUGGUUCCUGUUCUAUUACGAAUCAUUUCUCAUCCACAAAGAAACAAUAAAGAAAUCAAGGUGGGACCCAAAAAGCUCAAACUGACGGCCGCAGGGAAAGGUGGGAAAUGGUUCGUACUGGGGGGGCACGUCUUUGACACUGCAACCAAAAAGAAUUGGAAUUCCAUGCAUUCACAGCUACAAGAGCUGAUGCAGCUCUUUCUACCAACUCGUGUUGCCACCGAAAUGUUCAGCAAUCCGCUGGAUGACAAUUAUUGGGACCAAAACUUUUGGAACAAGGAAUGGCUUGCUCAUGCAUGGGUUGUCUCGUCGCAAGAGACGACGACGACGCCCUCUCCCAUUGACAUUAUCAUUGCUGCCCUUGCACAGCCCGACUCCACCAUGGAAUUGGACGAAUCUACACGAAAACAAAUUGCCAAGAGUUGCCGAGAUUGCGAUGAUAAGUUGUGGCCUAAUUUUGCCGGUGCGGCAAAGGAAGACGACGACGAUCUCGCCAAACAGUACGAAAAGGCAGUAGAGAACUUACAUCAUCGAUUGGGCUUUAUCUUGGAGAGGGACUUUCCCGGUGCUCGUCUUUCCGUAUAUGGGAGUUGUCUCUCCAACUUGACUCUCGAGGCAUCCGAUGUCGAUCUCAGUCUCUACUUGCCACAGGCAGCAAGAGCCAAGAAGUCGUUUCAAAACGGAUUCUGGCCAGCGGAAAAAUACGAAAAGGAAAUGAGCAAGCUGGUGAGGGAGGUCUUUCGAAGGCUUGUACGGCGAAAGAUUGAAUUUCAGGAAAUGGUGCCUGUCACCAGAGCUCGUGUGCCAGUCGUCAAGGGAUCCUAUCUCAAGGCCAACAAUCCAUACACUCCGCAUGGGGAGCUGCACUUUGAUAUCUGCUUCUUGAAUGACAUUGCAGUUGCCAACUCCAACCUUCUUCGGGAGUAUUCCCUAAUGCAUGAGUCUGUGAGACAAUUGAUGAUUGCGGUCAAGGCGUGGGCCAAGGAGCAUAAUAUUUGUUCGGCGCAGGACAACUGCCUUUCUUCCUACGCGUGGAUGAACAUGGUUGUGUUCUAUCUUCAAUGUAUCGAUUUUGUCCCCAAUCUACAGUGUCAGACCUUGGCUGCUCGCGUGGGAAUUCAACGAAGUACCGAUAACUAUUGGCACAACGUCAACGACUUGGAUACAUUCUAUCUGACAUUUGAGCAGGCAAAACUUGGUUGGAAACGCCCCGAACAUUUUGACGAGUACCCCGUCAGCAAUGUGGCGCUACUGUACGGAUUCUUCCACUUUUACGCUUGUUCGUUUUCGCGACAAUUCUCAAUGGUGUCGAUCAAGCGAGGCAAAGACGAUAUCCGCCCAAAGACAUCUUUUCGAAAGUGCAGUCCGUUUUUUGUCAUUGAGGAUCCAUUUGAAACGUUUGCUUCGCACUGUCCUCACGACCUGGGCAUUCCAGUGCACGAAUCACAGUGUCGUCGUAUCCUUUCGAUCAUUGCCAUGACGGAAGAGCAUCUCGGAAAGAUCGUGGGCAACAACGGAGGUGUUUCUGAGGGGCCUCUUUGGCCGGCUAAGGUUCCCGCGAAAUCCAAGAACAAGAACGGAGAAGCUGCUGAUGGAGGAGGAAGAAAUAGGAAGGGCAAGGGCGGGGGUGGCGAAGGCAGACAAAAGGGAAAGCAUGGCAAACAACCACCGCAGAAUCAGCAAAACCAGGCCGCAGACACUGGUGGUGGAGGCAAUGAACCCAAGCGAAGUCCUGAUUGUACUUUGAAGAUCACGAAGAUCAAUAGGAACGUUAAGGAGUCGGAUUUGAGGGUGCUGUUUUCGCCCUUCGCAUCUCAAACCAAUUCGCGGGUGGUUAGCAUUACUGUAACUACUCAUGGUUUGGCGUACGUGGAUUUUGACUCUGCGGAUCCUGUCAUCAAGGCUCUCGAACAACACAGCAAGGAGCCAUUCUGCUUGGAGGGUCAUGCUUUGAGCGUGUCACAAAAGCCAGGGAAACGGGCCAAGAAGAAGAAUCAAAAGGGUAAGGGCAGUCAAAACAAACAAGGGAACUCCCACCAAGAACCCGGCCAAAGUCCUAAAGAGGUAAACGAAGGAGAGGCUGAAGGGGCGGCGUCGGAAUCCCACAACUCAAAUAGUCGAAGCAAUCCCCGCAAGAAUAGGGGUAUAAGAGGAAGAGGCGGCAACAAAAACCAACGUGGCGUCGAAAAGAGCUAA